This is a messenger RNA of Staurois parvus, 284 nucleotides long. The record is from the annotation of a GenBank genome assembly. NCBI's taxonomy places the organism in Eukaryota, Metazoa, Chordata, Amphibia, Anura, Ranidae.
AGUGUGCCUAAGGGUCAGUUCACACUACAAAAAUGCAUUCCGGAUGUGUUCCGGAUACGUUGUUGCUUACAGUUCACACCACACGCAGUUUCAGUGCAGUUUUGAUGCAGUUUGCCAUGUUCCAGUAUGGUUCUGUGCAGAAAAAAUGAAGCAUGUUCUACUUUUUUUCCUGCACCGGAAACUGACUGGAAAUGACUACACUAGUGUGAACUAGGGCCAUUGGAAUAGAUGGAAAACACUGUGCAUGCAUUUUUGAUGCAGAAAAAAAGCGCACUGAACUGCAU